CGGCCCUGAGCGGCAGAGACGGCAAUAGGCAGGAAUGAGUGAGAGCCAGAGCUGAACUAGUGCACGGCGUAAUUCCUGCUCUGUGAUCAGACACUCCAAGUGAAAAAACCGGGAGAGGGGGCAGAGAGAGGCAGUGACCGGCUCAGCCUUUGCAACCGGCUCAGGACAGAACGUCUAUAGAUAUUUAUAGAUACUAAAACAAAAACAACAACCUCACCCUGAAUAGAGCCUUUCUUAAAAAGAAGGUCCUGGCAAUUCUAUCUUAUUUAAGCAAUUUCCUGAGUCUAAGAAUAGAAAUGAGCUGCCUGGAAGGCACUGCGGGCUGAAAUUUGGAGACAUAGGCUGCUUUAUUUUAUUUUUCUAAAUAUACAAACCUUUCGUUUGGAUACUGGAUUUUUGUGUGGGUCUUUGCAGCGGAGGGAUGUAUGGUUACUUUUAAUUCUACUUUUUUUUUUUUUUCCCUCUUCAUUAAAAAAAAGCUUUCCAGUUAAAGAGCAAGGGAGCUGUUUUACCUGCGUGUGACAAUCCCAGAGGACACCGAUCAAGAAACAGGGGAGUGACUUGGUCUUCUGCACUACUUUACUCCUACCCCCAUUUUUUUUUUUUUUUAGGGGGAGGGAAGGAUUUUUCCAAUCCAGGAACCUCUUGCCCCCAAGUUUUGGAAGGGGGUUGAAGAACUGUCACCCAUCUGGGGGUGCAUGAAGGGUGUUGCUUUUCUUUCUCUGUCACCUUGGUUUUGUGGAGGUCUGGAAGAGAACUUUGCCUGGGAGAAGAGGAUGGUCUGGAAGUGGCUGGGCGCCCUGCUGCUGUUCCCGGUGCAGAUGCUGUAUCUGGUGGUGAAGGCUGCCGUGUGCCUGGUGCUGCCGCCCAAGCUGCGGGACCUGUCCCGGGAGAACGUGCUGGUCACCGGCGGGGGCCGCGGCAUCGGCCGGCACCUGGCCCGGGAGUUCGCCAGGAGAGGAGCCAGGAAGAUCAUCCUGUGGGGUCGGACUGAGAAGUGCCUGAAGGAGACCACGGAGGAGAUCAGGAUGAUGGGGACAGAGUGCCACUACUUCAUCUGCGACGUUGGGAACCGCGAGGAAGUCUAUCGGCAGGCCAAGGCCGUGAGGGAAAAGGUGGGUGACAUCACCAUCCUGGUGAACAAUGCUGCUGUGGUUCAUGGGAAGAGCCUGAUGGACAGCGACGACGAUGCCCUGCUCAAAUCCCAGCACAUAAACACCCUGGGACAGUUCUGGACCACCAAAGCAUUCCUGCCAAGGAUGCUGGAGCUCCAGAAUGGGCACAUUGUUUGCCUGAACUCUGUCCUGGCCUUGUCAGCCAUCCCUGGAGCCAUUGACUAUUGCACCUCCAAAGCCUCAUCCUUUGCUUUCAUGGAGAGCCUGACCCUGGGGCUGCUGGACUGUCCUGGGGUGAAUGCCACCACAGUCCUGCCCUUCCACACCAGCACAGAGAUGUUCCAGGGCAUGAGAAUCAGGUUCCCUAGUCUUUUUCCUCCUCUCAAGCCAGAGACAGUGGCGAGGAGGACGGUGGAAGCUGUUCAGAUGAAUCAAGCCUUCCUGCUCCUUCCAUGGACAAUGCACGUUCUUGUUAUCCUAAAAAGCAUUCUCCCCCAGGCAGCACUUGAAGAAAUCCACAAGUUUUCUGGGAGCUACACCUGCAUGAACACUUUCAAAGGACGAACAUAGGCUGGCACAAGGACUGUUCUGCACUGAACCCAGCACGAGCAUGAAAAUCCUACAGGACUGUGAAUCAGCAAGUCUUGGCUUCCAGCCUGUUCAUGUGACUUGUGCUGCUCUGAGGCAACACAUUUCUUGCAGGUCAUAUCCAUAGUAACAUGACCUUUGCACAGGAUUGAGUGAGUGGACUGUGGACCCUUGGAAAGACAAACAGAAAGUGUGAAAUGUUUCUAUGAUGUUUAAUUCUUUAGAGUUCAAUUGUUAAAUCUACUCAUAGUUUUAAGAUGUGAUUUUUGUUUCUUAAGUGUCUGUGGGCUGUCUCAGUGGAGAGGCAGCACAUCCAUCCCAAACACACUUUGUGCCCUCUCUCCAGGGGAGCUGCCCUGGUUUCAUUUCAGCUUUUUCAAUGGGGAACUUCAAAAUUACUAUGAAGAACUAAAAGAUAUGGACAGUUCUUCCUUCUCUUUCUUUACUUUCCAUCCCAUGAUGAAGCUGUUCCCAGCACACACUGGGGAAGGAGCAAACCAUGAAGCAAUGUUUUCUUUGCUAAAGGCCACCCAGGACUUCUCGUUCUGGGCCCAAAAAAGCUGUUGUACUUCCCCUGUGGAGGCUGGACAGGAAGGCUCAGGCAGCAGAGCUGAGAGUUUGAAUAGUGGAAGAUUCUUUCUGUCACUGAACUCAUAUGUGAAAUUGUCAUUCUGAUUUUUUUUUUGUUCAUUUCUGAUAAAAUAUAAAUAUAUUUUUAGUGUUAAUCCCAGACUGCCACACACGUAGGCAGCAGCACAUUGGGGAUGAACUAAAUCUAGAACUAAAACUAGAGCCUGCUUGUACAAACAUACAUUCACUGACAUAAUCCAUGCAGAGGAAAAUCCAUUGUAUCAAUCUGCACAGUGAAGUGGAAUAAUGCUCUAAGAGACACUACUGUUGUGCUCAUGAGAUGUGAAAUUUGGGACCACAUUUAGAGAACACCUGAUUAAAUGCAUUUUGAAUUCAUCUGGAAAUAAACCCAUUGUGCUUUAGGGACAUUGAAUCAGGCACUGAUCAGCCAAAAGUGAUAAAUAUGCUUGGACUCAGGUGCCAGAAGCAGCUAGACAUUAUUUAUUUUUGUAGUGAAAUAUUCUCUUGGACAGCCUAGGAAGGGCAACACUGCAUUCCUGUGCAAAAUGCAGUGAGCAGCACAUUGGAGCACUACUAACAGAGAAAUUAAUAUAAUUGCAAUAGAGGAAGUAGCAAGUCCAACUGGAGACACCUGAAUGAAGUGCCUCAGGGGUGGAUGUGUGAUUAAAGGAGUGAAUUUAGGGCUCCUGACUCGAAUUUCAAGCUUUUCUGUAGAUGUCCUGUGUGGCUUGGGGCAAAAUGAAUCACCUGAAGGAGCACCCUGACCUGCAAAGCAGAUAUUCCUGGUGUUUCCCUACCUCAAAAUUGCAAGUCUGACUACCUAAAUGUCUGUCAAAAGCUCAGCAAACUCAAAUGCAGCAUGUUCUAGGAAGGAAAAGCAGUAUCUGUUCAUAGACCAAGAGGUUCUACACAAAAGUUUAGAUGAGGAAAAAACCCAUAUGCCACAAUAUAUCAUCUCCUAAAAGACUUCUGAGGUACAGCAGAAAAGCUGUGAGCUGUGUUUAAAAUACUUCUUUAAUGGAGAUCUGCUACUGAGAUGCAAAGGUGUGAGUGUUGAAAUCAGGCCUUACUGCAGACCUUUGGAUUUCUCCUUUCUGGAGCUCUCCAAGAGGAAGGUGCUGCCAGAAAGUGCCACUGCUGAAGUCCCUCUGCCUGGGUGAGUGUUUGGAGGGGCUCUCCUGCCUGGGUCAGUGCAGAACUAUAACCUGGAGCACUGUGACACCUCUGAACAUGUUUCUUAAAAUGCAGUUUUCCUUGGAAUUCCUGGAUGUCUGAGGCUCUCUGGAGAGGAUGAAAAGAAACUUCAAUCUCUGUCAUUUUGAGACCACCCUAAUAUAUGCUUCCAGCUUUAUUUUUUGUCUUUUUUUUUUUUUUUUUUUGAGAAGCCCA
Passer montanus (Eurasian tree sparrow) is the source of this 3683-nucleotide messenger RNA. It is a transcript of the gene DHRS3, whose product is annotated as dehydrogenase/reductase 3. NCBI's taxonomy places the organism in Eukaryota, Metazoa, Chordata, Aves, Passeriformes, Passeridae. The record is from RefSeq and is a predicted model, not a curated record. Bases 699 to 1685 code for a protein of 328 amino acids. The transcript is spliced from 6 exons. Gene Ontology annotation, molecular function: oxidoreductase activity, acting on the CH-OH group of donors, NAD or NADP as acceptor. Gene Ontology annotation, cellular component: lipid droplet.